AUGUUUCUAGCAGAGGAGGAUGCGCCCUUGCUCAGGACGUGGCUCUUGAGCAAGCUACCUGAAGUAUCCGAUACAGAGACCGACAUCUUGGCGGACUAUGUCCUAGCUCUUCUCGCCUCGCAGGAAGGCGACGCUGCGCACAUUCGUGCGGCAUGCGAAAGCGAAUUGCCGCAGUUCCUCAACGCAGAUACUGCGCCAGAAUUUGUUGACGAGUUGUUUCGCGUCAUCGAGUACAAGUCUUUCAUCCCAGGCGCGCCUCCCCCGCCCAAGAGAUGGGCAAAAGCAGAUGACCGCGCGGCGAUUCCGGAUUUUCCGUCUCAGGGUGGCUCGCGAAAGCGCUCAUUCAAUGAAAGAGGCGACACCGGCGCUUCGGGUGAUGGGGACGUGGGCUUUGACGAGCGCGCAUACAAGCAGCCUCGUCGGGGUCAAUGGGACUCGACGGCCUCGGGUUCUGGAGGGUACCACGCGCAGCCUUUCCCUGCCGAUGGCUCAUUCCAGCUGUCCGCUGCCGCAGCGCCGUACGACCCAAACUUUCCGCGGGCGGCACCGCCUGGUCCCCAAAACUGGCGCGUGAUAUCCCAGAUGCCGCCGGCCUACCCUCAGGGAGCCCCGCCGCAUGGCACGCCUCAAGGCCCACGAAGAAAUAGGCAGAAAUGCCGCGACUUCGCGACCAAGGGAUACUGCGCUCGCGGAAACUCGUGCCAGUUUGACCACGGCGUCGAGCCCAUCUGGGUACCGCCUCCCAGUGGUCCCAGUGGGCCUCCCAGAUUCGAGGACUUUGAUCCCCGGGACGCGGCCAUGAUGAUGUCGCAAAACUUCCAACAAAUGCAGCAGCUCAUGGAGGCAUUCAAUGCUGAAAGAGGUAGCCGAGACGGCCGUAAGAACCGCCGUAGUGCUAGAGGCAAACGGCGCCAGAACCGAGCCUCGUUCUCCGCCGAAGGCCCCGUCGAGGACAGAACAAAGACCACCAUCGUCGUUGAGAAUAUCCCCGAGGAGCACUUGUCCGAGGAGGAAGUUCGCAAGUUCUUCUCCGAGUUUGGUAGCAUUGAAGAGAUCACGCUGCAGCAGCACAAGAGGCUCGCGACCGUCACAUAUGACACGUGGGAUGCAGCCAAUGCCGCGUAUCGUUCUCCCAAGGUCAUCUUCGACAAUCGCUUUGUUAGAGUCUUUUGGUUUGUCGAAGAGAGUGAGCAGGCCGCUGCACGUGCUGCUGCCAAUGGCGGCGAAGACCAAGAAGCCGAGCCCGAGAUCGAUCUGGAGGAGUUUAUGAAGAAGCAAGAAGAGGCCCAGCGUCAGCACGAAGAAAAGGCGCAGAAGAAGGCGGAGCUAGACAAGCAACGCCAGGAACUAGAGCAGCGGCAGCGCGAACUGCUUACCCAGCACCGCGAGGUACAGCAGAAGCUCCAGGCUAAGCUGGCAUCGAAGAAUGGCGACGGAGGAGAGAAUGCGGAAGACGGCUCGUUGAACUCGGCACUUCGUGCACAGCUCGCGGCUCUCGAAGACGAGGCUAAGCUCCUUGGUCUUGACCCGAGCGCGACGGAUGAGCCGGUCGGCGCCUGGCAUGCGAGCACUCGCGGUCGUGGCAGAGGCGGGUUCGUCCCCCGUGGCCGCGGCUAUGCGCCUCGAGGAAGGGGAUCCUACCGCGGUGGUGGGUACAGGGGCGACGUUCACGCUGCUUACGCCGCGUACUCGCUCGACAACCGUCCCAGGACUGUCUCUGUCACCGGCGUGGACUUUACUUCGCCUGAGAAGGACGAGGUGCUCCGGCAAUACCUCCUCGCCGUCGGCGAAUUCACAGAGAUCAAUACGACCUCUUCCAAAACCGAAGUCACCUUCAAGGACCGCAAGACGGCCGAGAAGUUCUUUUACGGUCUCCCAAAGCAGGAGAUUCCGGGUAUCGAUGGCCAGCUCGAGUUGUCUUGGGUCGCCACACCGCUGGCGCUGGCCAAGACCGAGAACGGCUUGUCGUUGAAACCCCAGAGCGCGUCUGACCAUGAUAUGACCAUGGGCAACACCGCACCUAGUGGGUCUUUGGCAGCGCAUGGCCUGGUGGACCAGCAACCGGAACAGCAGCGGGAGAUGGACUACGAUGUUGCGGACGAUGAUGACUGGGGAGUUGAGUAG
Molecule: messenger RNA, 2124 nt
Organism: Colletotrichum orchidophilum
Lineage: Eukaryota; Fungi; Ascomycota; Sordariomycetes; Glomerellales; Glomerellaceae
Product: RNA recognition domain-containing protein
Exons: 4
Coding region: 1-2124 (707 amino acids)
Biological process (GO): mRNA processing
Cellular component (GO): nucleus
Molecular function (GO): metal ion binding; RNA binding
Source: RefSeq, a predicted model, not a curated record